Messenger RNA from Penicillium daleae, 2283 nucleotides. RefSeq lists its product as uncharacterized. Bases 1 to 2283 code for a protein of 760 amino acids. Lineage: Eukaryota; Fungi; Ascomycota; Eurotiomycetes; Eurotiales; Aspergillaceae. The transcript is spliced from 3 exons. The record is from RefSeq and is a predicted model, not a curated record.
AUGGCUGAAUCAGUCGGGCUGGCUUCUGGAAUCCUUGCUCUGGCGACGUUCGCAUUUCAAAGCAGCGUCUCACUUUAUGAGACAGUGAACAGCUUCCGUUCGCAUCCAAAGCGAGUACGCGACCUUCUCGGCGAGCUAGAAGCCUUGAGCGAUGUCCUAGCUCCCCUUGUCGAUCUAAUUAAAUCGAACUAUGACGCCGAUCUCUCUGUCCUGGAAAUGCCGCUAUUGCGAUGCGGUAAUGUCUGCAAAGAGUUCCAGCAGGUGUUACUCCGAUGCGUAUCCCGAUCAAACAGUAACCGGACAAGCUUCCGCGACUGGGCCAGGAUAACUUAUAUGGGUGACGAUAUUAAGGAUUUCCGCGAUUUGCUGGCAGGGUAUAAGGCCACGAUCAAUAUUGCCCUGAUAGAUACAACUCUGCGCCAAUCUGCGGUCGCUGUUCAAAGCAUUAGGGACUACGAAGGUCUCAUCCAAGAUACGAAGGAGGACCUAGCAGCUCAACUCGGAAGUAUCGAUAGAAAGUUGGAACAACUAGCUGAGAAGGAUGGGGCUCAGUCCGAAUCAGAUGUGGUCGAACUGCACUCGCUGAGAGAAGAGCGCCUGAGUACAGAGAAAUGCCUUCAGAUUUGCGCCCAGCUAUCGAGCCAUAUCGAUCAGAUUCAUCUGAGGUCUGAUGAUGCGGGUCCAUUUUGGGAAUCAGUCGGAGCUGGGGCGUCGCCUGAAAUGGUCACAAACGAAGGUCUACAAGAAUGCAAAAACAGCUUGGCUGUGACGGCUGCCAAGUUGGAAAAACAUAUGCGAGACAUUAUGGAUCAGCUGCUCUCCAAAUCGAAGACUUCAAUAUCCUCCGAUGAAGAUGCUCAAGAUCUAUCGAGGCUGCGCGAUGAGUGGGAAACCGCUCGGCAGUGCUUGGAUAUCUGUUCACGGGCCUCUAGUACAGAAAGGACCGAGCUUCAAAUGAUGGAAGAUGAAAAGUACAGCACACAAAGAAGCCUAGAUAUCUGUGAUCACUCAUGUGCUCUAAUAGACCAGUCGCAGUCUAGGCUAGCGGGUGAAGAAGAAGAAUCUUCGAAGCCUAUUGAUCACAUGUCUUCAUCUAUUGUUCAGAAGUCAUUAAGCCUGGCUACUGCGAAUAGCCUUGAUUCUGUGCAGAAGGAAGACUUGAGCCAAGGCCAAUUGGAAGAGGCUGAGAAGGUUGAGGUGCAGGUGAGGGAGACUCGUUGGCAAAUACCGGGCCUGGAGCAUCCUGACGCUCAUUUUAUCUCGGAGGCUGCCAUACACAAUACACAUGUGGAUUUCGGAGAUUCCGAUUCAUCCACUGAUAACAACUCAGUGUUUUCUGAUCCCCUCUCUAUUCCUAGCACUAGCUCGUUGAACCCCGGAAAAGAAGAAAUCACUCUGUUGUUGAUUCAGCAGUUUGCAAACUUGUUGAAUGAAGACGGGGUCGUGCUGUUACUGCUUUCCACUGGCGUAUCCAAAAAUUUCAUCGGAUUCCAGAAGAUGCAAAACAACUUUCGGAGAUUGCUCAAACAAUUUGCGAAUAACCUUGAGGCGGAUAUCGUUAGCGAACCGCAUCGAGACCUAAAGAGGUUUGUGAGCUUAUAUUCAGUCAUGAUCACCCGUGAGCUCUUUGCAAUUGCACCUAUCUACGAGCACAGAAACAUCAAACCUCACGUCCUGGAGGCUGAACAUGGAGCAGGAUUGGUUGAAAAACGCCAAGCCCGGGAGAAAAAAGUGGAACUUUAUCUUCAAAGUCUACACAGGGGUAACACUGCUCCUAACACUGCUCCUCAAGCGAGUGACGUGAUCAAAAUAUUUAAUACUGAUGAUGAAGAAAGUGACCAAGACUCCGUGGCAGAGGAAGUUGGCGUGGUUGAGCCGUAUGAGGGAUCUUUGCAAAACUUGGAUCAAAUGAAGAACUUCAUUCUGGGAAGCACCGCCUACCAAAUCCUUCGUCGUCAGCUCGAAGAGUUUGUCCAGCCCUCGCUGAGCUCUCGGUUUCGAGACAUUGUGACCAGGUGGUCAAACCCAGAGCAUAAGAACCAUGGCGAUAUUGAUCGGUAUAAACUGCGGAAUCUUGUCACAGAGUUACAGAAUGCGAGCCCCUUCAAGAUUCAGUUUGAACGUAACGAAAAUAGCCCUCGAUUUGUUCGGUUCGUCAGCAGCUUUCAACAUGUAAUCGAGCGCUGGACUGGAGAGUCAUGGGAGUGGUGGCCCCUGCCCCGCUGUCAGAGACCUCUGUCAGAAUCAGAGUCACGGUUACGGUGGAAGUGUAUCCAGCCUUAA